Molecule: messenger RNA, 4083 nt
Organism: Astrephomene gubernaculifera
Lineage: Eukaryota; Viridiplantae; Chlorophyta; Chlorophyceae; Chlamydomonadales; Astrephomenaceae
Source: the annotation of a GenBank genome assembly
GAAUUUCUAGACCAUUGCCAGGGCCGCCAAUCACUACGGCCUUCGCCUGCACCUGUUACUUGCAACUUGACCUCUCUAGCCCAAACAAGCAGACAUGUGGUGCGCGACGUGCGCGAUGGAGGUGGAGGUGGAGGCGGACGAUGCCAACGGCUUCAGCUGCUGCAUGCAGUGCGGUCGUGUGGUGGAGGACAUGGCCUUCAGCAGCGACGUCAUAUUCACCAAGGGGGGUGACGGCGAGGGCGAGAUGGUGGGGCAGAUCGUGGGCGCCGGAGGGGAGGUGCGCGGACUCAGCCGCUACUCGGGAGGCAGGCUCUGGGCGGUAGGGGGGGACUCCCACGAGGCCUCUGUGAGCCGCGGUCGCUAUGAGAUCGUGGCGCUGGUGGAGGCGCUGCGCAUCAGCCCCGCGGGGGAGGCCACGGAGGCGGCGCACCGGCUGUACCGCCUGGCGCUGCAGCGGGGCUUCACGCGGGGCAGGAGGGUCAACAUGGUUGCGGCGGUGUGCCUCUACAUAUUUUGCCGGCUGGAGCACCGGCCCUACAUGCUCAUCGACUUCUCGGACCAGCUGUCAGUCAACGUGUACGCUCUAGGCGCCGUUUUUCUGCAGAUGCUGCGGCUGCUGCGGCUGGACGAGCAUGCCACCUUCACAAAGCCCAUCGAUCCCUCGCUGUUCAUGAACCGCUUCGUGGACCGACUGCGGCUGCCCUCGCAUGAACUUAAGACGAAAGUGAGCACCACGGCGGUGCGGCUGGUGCAGUCGAUGAAGCGCGACUGGAUGCUGACGGGCCGCCGACCCAACGGCAUCUGUGGUGCGGCGCUGUUCCUGGCGUCGCACAUCCAUGGGGUGGAGAAGACUAAGAAGGACGUAAUCUCCAUCGUGCACAUCGGAUGGGCCACUGUUGAGAAGCGCGUGUUGGAGCUGGCGGAGACGCGCGACGCCAGCCUCACGCUGCGCCAGCUGGGCGAGCGCGACAAGGCGCUGGAGGCCCAGCGGGAGCAGCUGCUACUCGAGUGCGAACAGCGGGCCACAGCGGCGGCAGUGGGGAGUGCAUCUGCUGGGGGCGAGAACGCAGCGGGGUCUGCAGUGGCAGCAGCGAGGUUAGAUCAAGGGGGGGAGGACGAUGCCGCCACGGCGCCGGGAAUGGUUGCUGCUGUCGGAGUGGAGGUCGGCGCCGCUUGCGCUGGGCCCUCGCACAGCGGUGCUGGUGGUCCUACGGGAGCUGCUGCUGCCGGUGGCAUUGCGGUUGUGUUCGCCGACCCCAAUGCGGUGGGGCGGGUGUGCGAGCACGUACGGGCGGGUAGCCUGCUGCUGGCGCACGGCAUGUGCCGCACCUGCCUGGAGGACUACCUGCGAAUCACACUGGCGGUGCAGGAGGGCGCCCAAGACCCGCCUGCAUAUGUGCGCAACCUGCGGCGGGAUAUCCGCAAGCGCGUGCGUGAGAAGCUGGCGGCGGAGCGACCGCUACUGGCCUUGAAGGGCUCGGGGGAGGUGUUGGCGCUGGAGGGCCCGGCGGGCGGCGAGGAUGAGGAGAUGGACGUGCACCAACGUCGCCACUUGGAGAACGAGGAAGCCCUGCGGGAGGACUUCGGGGCCGCAGAGGAGGAGCAGGACGACCAGGGGGACGAGCGGGAAGAUGACGAGGACGAGGAGGCGGCGGGCGCGGAGGCACCAGACACCUCCGCAUGGGGCAAGGCGGGCGAGGUGGCAGCUUCCGCUGAGGGCAGCGGCGCACGCGGCAGCGGCGAUGGGGACAAUAACGUUGAUGAGCAGGAAGAGGAGGACUUUGAUGCGGCGCUUCACAGCUCGGAGCUUCAGUCCUUGGCGCAGGCGUUGGGCGGCGAGGCGGCGGCAGUGGCAUCAGCGCCACUGCAAAUCCGUGCUCGCGCCGCGGCAGGCCCCUCUUCGGGCACCGCCGGUGAGAGGGAGGCGGGUAUUGCGGUGCCAGGACCGGCGUCUCAGCGGCCGGGAGUCGCGCCUGCCACUCCUGCUGCCGCUGCUGCAGCAGGUGAGGAUGCGGAUAGGCCCGUGGGUCUGGCCAAGAGGCCAAGACUGGAGGGAUUUGAGGAGUAUGCAGCUGCCGCCACGAACGGCGCAGCGAGCGUCGCUGCUGCCACGCACGGUGCCACCGGUGCAGUGAUGGUUACCGGCUCCGCGGGUCCGAUUGCGGCUUCUGCUCCAGGCGGCGCCAUCACCCCCGCCACCGCUGAGGCUGGUGCCGACGCCGACAGCGACCACCUGUCUGACGUGGAGGAUGACGAGAUAUCCGCUUACCUGGCCACUCGUGAGGAGGCCAGUGUGCGGGAGCAGCUAUGGGUGGAGCUGAACCGCGAGUGGAUUGAGAAGCAGGAGGCCAAGCGCGCAGCAGAGGCGGCGGCGGAGGUCCCUGGCAAGUCGGGCUCGGAGCGAGGCAAGCGGAAGUACGUCCGCAAGUCCAAGGCGGCGCUGCCCGCCGCUGAGGACGCCGCGGGCGCCACUCGCAAUCUGCUUGAGGCCAAGAAGCUUUCUAACAAAAUCAACUAUGGGGCGCUGGCGGAUCUCUUUGAAGGUACAAGCAGCGGAGGCAGAGGCGGUCGCAGCGGCAGCGGAGGAGUGGUCUCGCCCGGGCUUGCUCCUCCGGCGGCGGCCGCUGCUGGAGGUGGUGGUGGCGGCCGCCGCUCCACCUCUUCCGAAUAUGGCAGUGCGGGUAAUGGCAUGGCUUCUACCGGGUCUGAGGCUGGCGAGGGGUCGACGUUGCGACCACCGGUUGCGUCGAUGCUGGCUCGACGGGCGGCUGAGCGGGCGCGGGUGCUGGCGGCUGAUGCGGACCGUUACACGGCAGCUCUGGAGGAGGAGGAGGAGCGGCGACGAGGAAGUGUGGGCGGGUUGGGCGGCAGCGGGGGGUUUCUGGAUUCACUGACAUUUGUGCGUGGGAAUGGGAAGAGUGAGGCGCCGGGUGGGCGGAUGCGGCCUCAGAGCUUAAGUCUUAAGGCGCUGGGCCGGUAGUAGGUUAUGGUGUGGAUAGUUUGGUUGGAUGCUGCUUGCAAGGAUGUGUACUGACUAGUGAAUUCCCUAGCACAGUCUGUGCACGUGUACAGUGUGUCCGUACUAGCAAGGUGCCAAGGACACUAAGAGACAAAGCUAGUCCAAGUCAGGGUCCCCUACAGCCGCAGUUUAGGGGCUCUGCGCAGUUGAUUCCUGACAGACAUGCGUUUCUCCCGCACACGGCUCAGAUAUCUAGCCAGGGGAUCGGGAGGGGCAGAGAUGAUCUCCCUUGUGGACCUACUGCUUAAGUUCAGGGAAACCUCAUACUCGCGACGUUCUUCGGGUAUUCUCAUCCUAAUGGCGUUAUUCUCAUUGCAUCAUCUGCAAACCCGCUCAGACCUGGGGCGGUUCCCGUGUGAGUUCACCUUAAUAUCCCAACACCCCAUCCUAAAGUGCAUGAGAAUUUGAUGCUUGCCGCGGGGGAUGAGCGCACUGGCGCGGCGUGGGCUAGCAAGGCCACGGGUUCACCCCCUUCAUUCGCUAGUCCUAUCCAAUGGGCAUAGCGGCACGACUUCAUACCCCUGGGCUCCCUGGGCUUAGCGGUCCUUAGCCGGGAGAGGCGGGGAUACAUGUACAUGUGGGCGCCAGUAACUAGUAGGCAGGGAUGCCUGCAUGCAUGGGCGGCAUUUGUUGAACAAGGCGAUGGUUGCACGCAUUACUUAUUUACUUUGGUAUUGCGAUGUUACGUGCCUCACCGCAUGAGCGUGUCAUGCAAGGAAGACAACUGGGAAGCCGGGAGGCGAGCUACCUGAUGAGGAGCGUUGACAUCAUGGAUAGGUGGCUUGUCAGAUGGGGCUGGAAGCACAGAAGGUAGAAGCAGGCCCUGGAAGCUGCAGUGGAGGACAUGGACUGGUAAGGGGAUCUCUCCCGAGCUUUUCUGGCCUGCUGUGUCAUUAGGCUUUGCACAUCCGGGCUUUAAGGACCGGGUGUUGGCCUGUGCAGCAGCGGUGGCAAUAGCACUGUCCAGUGCUAGCGGCGGGCGAAUGGGGCCUUGGGCACCCGCUGUAGAUCCUGAAAACAUGCUGCUCGCAUGCAUGCUUGUUGUUGGCCAGUGCGGGGACUGC